Molecule: messenger RNA, 216 nt
Organism: Clunio marinus
Lineage: Eukaryota; Metazoa; Arthropoda; Insecta; Diptera; Chironomidae
Source: the annotation of a GenBank genome assembly
AUGAAAUUAUUUGAAUAUGAUGUUGGGGGUUGUAAACAAGAGGCAUUGAAGUCCAACAACGUUUACAUUUAUGUCAGCGGUGGAGUGAUUAAGUGGAGAAUGGGAAAAUGUGGAAAUGCUCAAGAAAAAUCAUUCGAAUCAGAUGAAAAACAGCUGUUUGCUUUUGGAAUUAAAAAGUUUUUGCUCCUUGUGGCUUUUAAAGAUUCGAAUUUGUGA